GUCCUAUAUCGCCCCGACCGCACCGCCACAUGCGCCACAUUUCGUGGCUGCUCAAGGCUCACGCGCCCAUGCGCGCAGUCAUCUUACCCGCAUCUCAGCUUCUAAGCAUUCCAACGCCUAAUUUAGAAACUAGGCAAUCGUCAAUAACCCCUUUUGGUCACUCAUAACGUAUUCUGGUGCCUGGAAAGAGCGGUCGGUAUGCAUGACGUGUAGGUUUGUUGCUUUAAUUGAGCGGUUACACGAGACGCGGAUUGCUUCACAUCUCCGGUACAUAUCUCGCGACAUUUGAUCUAUCGGGUUUCCAUCGAGGUUAGCAAUAUCUGCUGCCUGUUCUUUGGUCCUUCCGACCCACUCUACCGUUCUUCCGUCUGGUUUCAAUCUAUUUCAGGCUUCCAUGGCCUCAGCCCGCUCCUCUUCGUCUCCCUUCCUGGCCCUCCCAUCCUCCAUCCGUCAACGCAUAUACGCACACCUCCUCGCCCCCCACCCCGACGACGACGUAACAACCAUCAACUACACCCUCGAAUGGCCAUGGCUCGAACACCCCAGCAAUACCACCUUCGCCGGCAUCCAGCAAAUCGACCUCUGCCGCUGUCCCCGCGAACACCACCCGCGCACUCACAACGUGCGCACGGAAGACCACAUCUACGUGCGCUACAAAUGCGUCGGCCCCGAAGUGCGGUUCAAGAGCAGUAGAGAGGACCUGUGGGUUCUCUCGCCGGCGUCGUAUGCGAAUCCGGGCCCGAUUAAUUUCUUGCGUCCGGCGAGUCAAGAGGAGUUGGGACGACGGCCGCAUGCGAGUGUGCUGGCGACGUGUAAGAUGGUGUAUCGGGAAGCGGUGCCGCUGCUGUAUCGAGGGCGCAACUUCCUGUUUCUUAGUGGUCCUUGUCCACGCGGAAGGUACCAGGCGUAUGCCACGCAGGCGUUCUUUUCUCGACUCUCGCACUUCGCUCGCGAGCACGUUACUAUGUUCUCGCUCAUUGCGCAGCCGCAUGAAGAAGAUUGUAGUGCGAAGGACGUCGUGUUGGCUUAUGCGAACCUUGCCAACUUCGCUCAGCACUACUUACCGUCUUUUGAGACGCUCUGUCUGAAUCUGUGGGAUGAGAGAUUGGGCGAGGCAGCAAGGAUGUUUGGAAUUUUGUUGAGGGAGGGGGUUGUGAGUGUCUGCGUGGCGCGGGAUCCGGUGCAAGGGGAUGUGGAGGAGUGUGAGGACUUGGAAGGGUUCUUGGAAAGUCUGGGAUUUGGAACAGAUGUUGAAGGGACGGAAGAAGAGUUGGUUAUGAGGGGUGAAGAAGUUGUUGAAAUGGGAGAAGGAACGAGUAUCACAACAAGCUGGACUGGCACUGUUCACAGCAGACAUGCGGGACCGGUGUGGGAAGAAGUGCAGGAAGGUGACGACGCAGGGGAGUGGGAAGAUGAAGAAGAUGAGGAUAUGCCACAGAAGCCGGAAGUGCGAACAGAAGUGCACCUGCGGAAGGUGUCAAAGGUGCAGAGGGUGCUUUCCAAGUCGCGGAAGAAGCCAAACUUAAGGGAGGAGUGUGACACUCAAGUGGAAGCCGAGGAGGAAGAGGAGGGUUGGGUGGACGCGAUGUUGAGCCCUACCACGCCAAUGACUGCACGGAGUCGGGACACUGAAGGCUGGGAAGUUGUUUGAUGGCAAAGUUGGCACGGUGGAUAAAAUGUGGUCUUUUCU
Molecule: messenger RNA, 1690 nt
Organism: Trematosphaeria pertusa
Lineage: Eukaryota; Fungi; Ascomycota; Dothideomycetes; Pleosporales; Trematosphaeriaceae
Exons: 2
Coding region: 395-1651 (418 amino acids)
Source: RefSeq, a predicted model, not a curated record